AAUAAUCACAAAUGCAAAACUAUGAGAUAUAAAGCCUGCUGCGCGCGCAAAUCCGAUGAGGGCAAGCCGAAGCGAAGCUCAUCCACUGGGCGGCCUGCGUGCCGGGUCGAUAACUACGGGCUGGCCAGGAAGAGCACGUUGAUGGACAUAGCCGCUCGAAUCAACAGGAAAACAUAUAAGAUGUACAAAACGCACAACACCGAGUGGCUGGUCGUGGACGGCGAGCAGAUUGGGGUGCAGACGAAGCACAAGGAGGAGCUGGGCAUGGAAAUGGAGAACUUCUUCAGGCCCAGCUAUCCAGGAGCACCUCAGCCCAGUGCGAAUAGUCCAGUUGUGGUCGAAUCUAGACUAACGCCAAACUAUUCGAAUUUCCCCCAUAGCAAUAUGAAUACAUCCACAUUUGGCCAUAUUAAGGAUCAGCCCAAGACGGGAGAAUUUAAGAAACGGAACCUCGACAAUUUGCUCAAUGCGGAACACGUGCAGCUAAUCGACAGCAAAGAGCUGAUAGAGCGAAUACAGAACUUUGUCAAGAAGGUGAAGGACAAGCGUAAGGUGUGCAAGUCCAAGGAGAGAGCCAGAUCACCAUUGCAGCGUAAAAAGCUGAGCCCUCAAGAGGUUCUGCGCUCGUCCAAUAGACCAAAGAGCAAAACAAACAUAUUGUCCGAUCAUAAGAACCAGAGUUUCCGACCUGACGCUGAACCAACUUCAAUGCAAAGCUCCACCAAGAUCAUUUAUAAACACGAGCAAACGCUACUGCCUCUCAACAAGGACGUUUUACAGUUCUUUAACAACUCCAAGCUCUUAGCGAGCAGACGAGAAACUGCAGCAGAGGUGGAGCGAAUAAAGAUCAACUUGAAGCCAAAGAGAAAUGUUAAGCAAACUAAGAGAACUGUGAGAAAAUCGAAGAGAAUAAGCAGGAAAACGCUCGAGAACUCAUCGAAUGUUUGGAGAAGUGCUGUAAGUAUUAAGCUCGAUAAGAUGAACAAGAGAUUGCCCGUGGGCAAUUCGAAAUGGAAGAGCUAUGAGGAUCCAGAUAGAACUCCUAGACCCUGCGGGUCUAGCAAAUCGGAUCUUAGACCAAGAAUCAGAAAUACGAAGGUAAAUGAGCCGAGAGGCAAACUGAAUGCUAUCAAAAAGAAAUCGAUUGAAAAAAGAAAACAAAUUAAGGACAAGGGCAAGCAACGGCAUUACAUUAAAAUUGAACAGAUAAAGCAAGUCAAAGUAAAUGACUGGCUAGAAGAUACGGAAAUGGAUACGGAAACGGAUGAGCAGCAGAGGCCAGAUAUAACAAAAAAGAAUUUAAAGACUGCAAAGAAACCAGAGAAGUCAAGAGAAAAACGAAUAGUUAUAAACACAAAUAAAAAGCCGAUUGAGAAGAAAAAAGAAGUUAAGGAUAAGUGCAAAGAGCAACACAAACCGGAACAAAAUGGAGCAAAGCAAGACUGGCUAGAGGACGAUACGGACGAGGAAGAGCAGGUGUAUUUGUUAGGCACAGAAGAUGAAGAAUUGAUGAACGCGGAAAUUAUGGACAGUAAAGAUUCGAGCGCAUCGUCCAAGAAACAACGCGCGUUCACAAAGUUCAAAAAGUUGAUAAUGAAAAUGAAAAGUAUCGUAAUCAAGAGCAAUAGAGCGGCAAAGAAUAUGAGUCAAACAAAAAUGCAAAUAAAAGAGAGACAAAUGAAAGCGAAAGAGCAGCAAAAUGUGGAAGCGAACAAUGUACGAACAGUUGCAAUUUAUAAACCGCAGAAAAGAACACCUCUGGUCAAUGCCAUUUCGCCUCGAUUGCGUAUGGCAGAUCAAAGCGAACCACCAACUGCUCAGAUGCCAAUGAGUGUACCAGUACCUACAGAACGGAGUAUACUACAGGAGCUCUUCAGCCUGGUUGAGGAGACCGCGAGAGGUAGAGACAAGCCUUGUCAGAUCUAUGAACUUUGCAAAAAUCCAUCCAAAUCCAAAAUUUGGAGCUCGUUGGGAAUUCGAAUUGGCAAUUUUGCCAAAAGAACAAAACUAUUUCCAUCCAUCAGAGCUAAGAGUUCAAAGAAAGAGCUGGCACUCUAGCAUAUUUCGAACGCUUAUAACGUGCAUCCAAAUUUUGGUUUUCUUUCUAUUCGUAAUGGUCGUAUUCGCCGAUCGGAAUCCCAU
Messenger RNA from Drosophila arizonae, 2142 nucleotides. RefSeq lists its product as uncharacterized. The record is from RefSeq and is a predicted model, not a curated record. NCBI's taxonomy places the organism in Eukaryota, Metazoa, Arthropoda, Insecta, Diptera, Drosophilidae.